AUGGAUAAAGAACCCAUUAAUGUCACUCCCAAAGAACCCUCUGAUGUUGCUCCCAAAGAGCCUGUACUGAGCAUCAGGAGGAUGUCGGGCAAAUCCUGUGAUCGCAAACACAAGCAGGCCACCAGAAACGUGAUGCACUUUUUGAUCAGUAGACAACUUGGAAAGCACAGAUACGACGUGGACCUGGCGCAGUGGCUGUGGAUGCUGACAUAA
Nycticebus coucang (slow loris) is the source of this 213-nucleotide messenger RNA. Its product is annotated as embryonic testis differentiation protein homolog B-like. The coding region runs from base 1 to 213 and encodes 70 amino acids. The transcript has a single exon. The record is from RefSeq and is a predicted model, not a curated record. NCBI's taxonomy places the organism in Eukaryota, Metazoa, Chordata, Mammalia, Primates, Lorisidae.